UGUUUUAUUACUCAUUUCUUCUGCUUAGAACGAGACAUUGCUGCUUUUCCAACAGUAUUGUAAGAGUAACACAAAUAAUAUUCAUAAUAAUAUUCAUAUUCAUAUUCAUAUUCAUAUUCAUAUUCAUAUUCAUAUUCAUAUUCAAAUUCAUAAUAAUAUUCACAAUACCAUUCACAACAACAUUCUCAUCCUGCUUUUAUAGACUUUAUACUCCAGUUUUCUCGUCUCAUCUCAACCAUGGCCACGAACAAACCAAGCGACUCUACGUUACGUUUAGGAUCAAUUGCUCCCAAUUUUGAAAGCGACAGCUCGAAUGGAAAGAUCAAUUUCUAUGAGUAUGUUGGUGAUUCGUGGUGCAUUUUAUUCUCGCACCCUGACGAUUUCACCCCGGUUUGCACUACAGAAUUAGGUGCCUUUGCAAAACUAGAACCAGAGUUCACCAAGAGAAACGUCAAGCUAAUUGGGUUAUCUGUUAACGAUACCAAAAUGCAUAAGGCAUGGAUAGAGGAUAUCAACGAAAUAACUGGGUCGUUCUUGAGCUUUCCCAUUGUUUCUGAUCCCAAACGAGAAAUCUCGCACAAGUACGACAUGAUUGACUUUCAAGACUCGACCAAUGUCGACGACAAGGGCUUGCAGUUGACCAUCAGAAGCGUCUUCAUCAUCGACCCCAAAAAAACUAUCCGACUCAUAAUGACCUAUCCUGCCUCCACUGGAAGAAACACUGCUGAGGUUCUCAGGUGCGUCGACUCUUUGCAAGCCUGCGACAACUACAAGAUAGCCACUCCCAUCAACUGGAUUCCUGGCGACGACGUUAUCGUCCACAACUCGCUCAACAACGACGAGGCCAAAAAGCUCUUCCCCAAGUUCAGGGCCAUCAAGCCCUACCUACGCUUGACUCCCCUCGAUAUCCAGGAAUUGAACAAGAACCACAAGCUCUGAUGCUGCAACAGCAC
Messenger RNA from Ascoidea rubescens DSM 1968, 953 nucleotides. Its product is annotated as peroxiredoxin. The coding region runs from base 238 to 939 and encodes 233 amino acids. Gene Ontology annotation, cellular component: mitochondrion; cytosol. Gene Ontology annotation, molecular function: peroxiredoxin activity. Gene Ontology annotation, biological process: cellular oxidant detoxification; cellular response to oxidative stress; cell redox homeostasis. The record is from RefSeq and is a predicted model, not a curated record. The transcript has a single exon. NCBI's taxonomy places the organism in Eukaryota, Fungi, Ascomycota, Saccharomycetes, Ascoideales, Ascoideaceae.